AUGUAUAUAGGUUGGUAUAUUAACUGCACCUACCCAUUAAAACGUCUUGCCAAGUACAACCUAUCCGGAUCUCCGCUUUUGUAUCUUCCAUGCGAGCUGGUUGUACAUACUGCGUCGUAUCUUUCCCUAGACGACUUGUUCAGCCUGCGUUUGACAUGUCGUCGUGUCGAGACGUUCCUAUUCGAAACCUUCUCGGUCGAAUUCUUUUCUGAUAGACGUUUUAUGGUUAAUGAAUGCCUGAGAUGUCUAUUGAAUAUAUCGAAGCACUCUCAUCUGUCAAGGUGCUUGUCAAGGCUGACUAUUGGGCUUGAUCGACUAUACAGCAGCGAUGCCUUGCCAAGCUUUGGGCAUCGAAAUGGCAAUGCUGAUAAUCCCCGCGUAAAGAAAGGAAUCGAGCCUUAUAAACUAGAGGAGCUUGCCGCAGAGCAGAACUGGCUAGUCAGUAGCGGGCGGUUGCAGCUGUUGCUUGGCGAGGCUCUAGGCAAUCUGGCAAAUGUGGUAGAACUUAGCUUGCGGGAUGCCAAUGCCGUGAGAGGACAUUUACGCCCCGGAUUACGACAGCGGCUUGUCAGCUACGGGACCGCCGAAAUCCGCCGACAGACAGGGGUAGAUUUCCUCAGCGACGAGCCGCAUCUUCACUCGCAAGAUCAGUUUGCCGACAUGGUAUUCUCGGCUGCUCUGUUGGCUGUCGCGAGGAGCGGAAAGCGGCUGGACGCCAUCAGCGUGGACAUACAGAAACAGGAUAUGGGAUUAUCUAGCUCGGCUUUUGUGUUCCCGAGGUCUCUUCUCGAAUCCCUUAGGCCUACUUUACAAAGCCUGCGGUCUCUCAACCUCUCCGUGAGCUUCACUUACAUAUCGCUGGGCAGCUUCGCGCACGGGUCUCUAGGUUUCCUGCGGUGGCAACCCCAUUAUCUAUUCUCGCUGCUUGAGGAGACACCUAACUUGGUUAGUCUUCGGGUGAUAUCCAAGGGACAAAGCUUCCUGCUAGAUGGGGUAAUAGAAUGGCUUGCUCGACUGGUAGACUUGUCAACCGGAAAGCAAGUUGAGAAGGCUAAAGGGUCACACAUGUACGGUGAUCUGUCUGCAAGCUUCGAUCGCAUAACGCUUUCUCAAACAUUCCACGAUUUACGGGACCUGGAGUUGGGAAAUAUGACGGCGCCAAGUGAUUCCCUCUCCAAGAUUGUCCAGCACCUCGCUGGUUCUCUACGGAAGCUAUGCUUGUGCACGAUAGGGGUAACAGUUUCCCGGGGCGACGAUGAGCUCGAUAAUGACCCCGGGAGUGCUAACGCCUGGACAUCAAUAUUCCGAGAGAUGUCUACGUAUUCCAGCUUGGAGAACCUGCAGGUUGGCCUUUUAGGCCACCACACCGUGAACUGUACGGGGAAUGCCAACGGGCACCAAGCCGUCUUCUUGAGAUCGGAAGUUGGUACGCAGUCGGGCCCGCCUGGUGGAUUAUUCGACGCUUGGUCAUACUCGGGUAGCGUCACAUCUAUGAAAGACUUCUUGCUAGAGCUCUCCUCGAAGACAAUUAUCAUCUGUACCAGGUGUAGACAGAGGAACCCGGGAUAUCAUUCCUCUGACGAAGUCCUCGAGGGGUAA
Daldinia loculata is the source of this 1599-nucleotide messenger RNA. RefSeq lists its product as uncharacterized. Lineage: Eukaryota; Fungi; Ascomycota; Sordariomycetes; Xylariales; Hypoxylaceae. The record is from RefSeq and is a predicted model, not a curated record. Gene Ontology annotation, molecular function: protein binding. The transcript has 3 exons. Bases 1 to 1599 code for a protein of 532 amino acids.